Messenger RNA from Capsella rubella, 1828 nucleotides. RefSeq names its product probable serine incorporator. Gene Ontology annotation, cellular component: membrane. The coding region runs from base 354 to 1541 and encodes 395 amino acids. The record is from RefSeq and is a predicted model, not a curated record. The transcript is spliced from 13 exons. Lineage: Eukaryota; Viridiplantae; Streptophyta; Magnoliopsida; Brassicales; Brassicaceae.
GAACAAAAGCCAAAAAAAGAUCAAAACCUGAAAUCAUUAUUUCUCUUCUUUCUUCUCUUCUCUUCUCUCAGUUCUUGUUCUUGGGUUUUCUCAUUUCUAAGUGAAACCUUUUCAAGAAACAUUCUUCAGAUCCGAUCUUGAGCUAUAUUGCACCAGAAAAGAAUAUAAACAGGUUCUUUGUUCUGAAGGAAGACAAGUACACGUUUCUGGAGUGUCUUUCUUGUGUUUAGUUCAUUUUUAUAGAUAAGCGAGGCCCGGGAGAUUUGGGAUUGAUGGUAUUGAUCAGCCAAGCAUUUGACCUGAUCUUCCAAUGUCAUGAAGAAGAGAGAGUCUGCUAAAGUUUUCAAAGACCUAUGGAGACCGGUACAAGCAUUGAGAAAAAUGGCUAUGAAGGGAUCAAGAACGGUUCGUGGUUUAUCCAGUUUCGUAAUGGUUGCAACCCGUGGAUGGCUAGAUAUGUGUAUGGUCUGAUAUUUCUCUUGGCAAAUCUGUUGGCUUGGGCCUUGCGCGAUUAUGGUCGAGGUGCCUUGACUGAAAUGAGAAAAUUCAAGAAUUGUAAAGAAGACGGUGGAGAGUGUUUAGGGACUGAAGGAGUUUUACGAGUUAGCUUUGGAUGUUUUCUGUUCUAUUUCAUUAUGUUUCUUUCAACCGUUGGCACAUCGAAGAUGCAUUCAUCAAGAGAUAAAUGGCAUUCAGGAUGGUGGUUUGCUAAGCUUUUCAUGUGGCUUGGCUUAGCAAUAUUCCCUUUCUUGUUGCCUUCUUCCAUCAUUCAACUUUACGGAGAGAUUGCCCAUUUUGGUGCAGGGGUCUUUCUCCUAAUUCAGCUCAUUAGUAUCAUCAGUUUCAUUACAUGGCUCAAUGAAUGUUUCCAAGCACAAAAAGAUGCAGAAAGAUGCCGCGUCCAUGUGAUGCUAUUGGCGACUACUGCGUACACCGUAUGCAUAUUAGGGGUGAUUUUAAUGUACAUAUGGUAUGUGCCUGAACCAUCAUGUCUUCUCAACAUAUUUUUCAUCACAUGGACUUUGUUCCUCAUUCAACUUAUGACAAGUAUCUCUCUCCACCCCAAAGUUAAUGCUGGAUUCUUGACUCCCGCGCUUAUGGGGCUUUAUGUUGUGUUCAUCUGCUGGUGCGCCAUUCGAAGUGAGCCAUUAGGAGAAACUUGCAACAGAAAAGCCGAAGGUUCGAGCAAAACGGACUGGCUUACCAUCAUAAGCUUUGUUGUUGCACUGCUUGCAAUGGUAAUCGCGACAUUCUCUACGGGAGUAGAUUCUCAAUGUUUCCAGUUUAGAAAAGAUGAGAAUCAUGAGGAAGAUGCAAUUCCUUACGGAUACGGAUUCUUCCAUUUUGUGUUUGCUACCGGAGCAAUGUACUUUGCAAUGUUACUUGUUGGCUGGAACAUUCAUCAUUCCAUGAAAAAGUGGACAAUUGAUGUUGGGUGGACAAGUACUUGGGUAAGGAUAGUGAACGAAUGGCUCGCGGUUGGCGUUUACAUUUGGAUGUUGGUUGCUCCAAUGGUACUGAAAAGCAGACAAACAACAUGAGAUCACUACAGAGAGCUUUUUGUCACCUCUCGUUUCAUCUUUGUAGUGUUGAUUUGGCUGGAGAAUAGAAUAGAAGAUAUUGGGGAAAUGUGUGAAAGCAUCAUAUGUUUGCACUGUAGAUUUAUGUAGGAUCAAAGAAAGGAUGAUACAAAUAUACCAAUAUAGCAUAGAUUAGUAAUACUAUGUGUGUAAGUGUGACCCUAACAGGGUCUCUAAUCAUGAAAGCGUGUACACAUCAUUAUUACACAACACAUACAUCUCUCUAUGUUUUAUACAUAGUUUUGAUA